This is a messenger RNA of Phytophthora sojae, 444 nucleotides long. RefSeq lists its product as hypothetical. The record is from RefSeq and is a predicted model, not a curated record. The transcript has a single exon. Bases 1 to 444 code for a protein of 147 amino acids. Lineage: Eukaryota; Oomycota; Peronosporomycetes; Peronosporales; Peronosporaceae.
AUGCGUCUGCUGCUCUGGAUCUUCCUCGCGACGCUGAUCACGCUGCUAUCGAGCGUCGGGGCAGACUCGACCCGGGUAACCAACUCCGCUACGACCGAUUCCGAGCCGGCUUUCGCGCUGAGUGCUACCUACAACGCCAACAAGAAGAAAAACCUGCGGCUCGACGAGAAGGAGGGCGAUGCCGACGUUGACGACUACGGCGAUGGAGAGAGAGGUGUCUCUACAUCAAGCCUCAAGAAUCACCUUGGCAAGCUCAAAACCACCUUAACCACGAAGCUGCGUGAUAUCUUCGGGGCGGGAUUCACGAGGAUCAUGUACAGGCAAGGGGAAACUCCGAUCAGUGUCAGGGCGAAGAAGAUGGGGGAAAAGAGUUUUUUGCCCGGGAUGUUCAAGACACGGUAUGAACAAAACAAAGCAAAAGAAGCUGCAAAAAUAACUUCCUAA